This is a messenger RNA of Amoebophrya sp. A25, 7482 nucleotides long. Lineage: Eukaryota; Dinophyceae; Syndiniales; Amoebophryaceae. The record is from the annotation of a GenBank genome assembly.
AGUCAAUCCACCUGUUGAUGACGAUUUGAUGUUUCUCCCUCGUCUCGCUACUAGUCUCGAACUAAGCUUCCACUGAAUAUUGCAACAACAGUAAAAGAGCAAGAGCAUCACUGAAAACUUCAAUAAGAGCAAUACAAUGGUUCGUUCUUCAUUCUUCGGUCCUGCAGGUUGGCCGAUGGUGUCGAUCAUGAGGACAGUGGUACCCUAUUGGGUCGUUCUACUCCGUGUCGGCAACGGACUCAAGGUUCAUUUGGUGACCAAAGUCGAGUUACAAGAAGGUACCGCAGAAGGAGAACAUCACGGGAUAAAACUACAGGUCGAAGAACAGCAACAGGAAGACACAACUAGACGGCAACAGCAGGAGCUAGAUGAGGCCAUCAAUAGAGAACAACCUCAAGCACAACAAGUACCUCAAAACAUACCUGGAACUGUAGUUCCGAAUACCAAUGCUGUUGCACCAGCUGCACAGGCACAACCUCAACCACCAGUCGUCGUAGGACCACAGUCUCAACCCCGAGGACUAGUCGCGGUACAACCUCCCGGCAAUAGCGAUGCAAAUGGAAACAACAAUGCACAACUACACGGACAAAUUGUGCGACAGUCUCCACCAAUACAAAACGUGCCAGCAGUCGGUUUUCCAAGUCAACCGCAGACAGGUGGCACCGCUCCAAAUCAAGUGCAGACUAGUGGGAUUGUUCCUAAUGGACAACUAGUACAACAAGUACCUGCGAACGCGGCCAAUCAGAUUGGUGGAGUUCCGGCACUACAACUACAGGUUCCCGCACCAGGACAAGUUGUUUCAUCACCAGUUGUCCCAGCACCUCAAGGAAUCCCAACAGCGGGUACAACUGUUCCUACAGCAGGGUCAGGUCAAGUAACAGGAACAGGAGCAGGGAUCGAGAUUAUGGGGUAGAAAUACUGGUUGUAGUUGUAUAUUUCACUGAAGAGUUACUAGGAACGAGAAUCAUGAUCAAGGGUAGCUCUUAUAUUCUUAACUCACUGACUAAAGAAAAGGAAAACACACAAGGACACAGCUUAACUUUCCUGAGUCUGCUCAAGUCUUCUAAGUUACCUCAAGUAGAUCAAAAAAGAUAUUUUUAACUAAACAAGGUGCUCCUCUACUUAAGACCACAGGAAGUAGUGUCUCGUGAAAAUGUCCCCACGACUAUGAUCCAACAUGUAGACGAAGAGGAAGAAGCACAGGGGUUAUUUCUCUUUCUAGUAAUUACGAUACAGAGGAUGAUUAUCUUGCUGCUGCUGGUCUUGGUCAGGGACGACUGAGGCACCAGGAAUCUCUUUCUAAUCUUCACGGUAAUCUCGCUGGUCAGGGAGGUGGACGUAUGCAGGGAAGAUCCUAUCCAGGGAGGAAAAGGAAGCAAGUCCCUAACGAUCCUGGUCUUGGGCCUAUGCCUCCAGGAGGAUGGGGAUGGCAUACCGAAACCUCUUCUGAUAUAAUCGUUACGAAACCUCUUCUGAUGUUAAUACUCGUGUUCUGAAGUAGGCGGGAUGGUUGUAUUUGUAACCUUUUCAGCUGAUAUGAUUAGUGUUACGGGACUUCUACAGUGAGGAUACCAGUUGUAACUUCUGGUGACUAUGGAGUCAUAGUCUUGAUGUUACAGGAGUUGAAGGGAUACUUAGUUUGUAUGGUUCUGGUAUUUGGUAACCUGAAUUUGAUCCUAAGGGUUCUCUUCUUGUUUUCCCUUAGGAUCGAACUCAGGUUACCAAAUACCCGAACUAUUCAUAGUUGUAACUUAAACUUGUUCUACGGGAGAGAAGGAUCGUUGUCCUCCCGUAGAUCAUGUUACGUUAGUAGAGAAAGUCUAGAUCUAGACUUGAAUGAUGUUCUAGACUUGAAUAAUGUUCUAGACUUGAUGAAUGAUGUAUUUAGUUCCUACGUAGUCAUAUAAUCAUCGUCAUGUUGGUCUACUAGGAGAUGUGGGAUGUCGUGGGAGGACGAAGUGGUCUAGGAUGCCAAUGAAUGAUCAAGGAGAACGAAGGAGGUACGUACUAAGGGAGUGCCGUUCCUAAGUAACAAGAACCCAGAUGAAUGAUUAAAAUCGCUGCUCCACCUCCAUCAAGAAUCUUCAGAGGAAUCCUCUAAGCACGCGGAAGACGAAGAACUCUUGGUGCCUCGCCUUUCGAGAUUAUGGUCAUCAGCGUUUAUCCAUCCUUGUUCCCAGGAUCCUCUUGGUGCCUUUUUGUUCCCCUGUAUUCUUCGCAAAUAGUAAUAAGAAUAACCCACAGCCGGGUGGGCGCAUCCUCAACAUUGGUUCGUCUCUGAUUUUCAGUUUCAGAUGGAUAUUUUAGAGGUGGAUUGUUGAAUUCGUUAAUAUAAGGGAACAGUGGACGAGAUGAGGGGACUCCUGAGAUGAGUAAAAAAAACCGACUCUAACGAAAGCGCGACCACAAAACCGGCCGAAUUUCGUGCCUCCACUCGCUGCUCGGUUUUUCAACCAACAGGAACGGAGCAAUAAAACUCCUGUUUUUAAGGCCUUUUUACAGUAUUUAGAAGCUUAGGUUGCUCCUGAUGCUGACCUUUGCGUUACAACCGAUAGAAUACGUAGACGUCCCUUUGCCCUUAAAAACUACGACGUAUCUAAGAAAUCAUCCGCACCUGGUUCACCAUCCGCAGCUGCGUCCCCAUUAAGGCCUUUGAUUCGUCAUCCUUGCUUACUCGCGCCAUCGAAACAUACUAACAAGCUUUGUAUCAUAAUGUCAACCAUUUUGCAAAGAGUAGAAUUCAAGUACCCCAAGAUGCAUGGACCAGAACUGGGAGGGUACCGGUACUAGAAGGGGUGGGAAAAUAAGGGCUUCGACAAAAAAGGUAGAAUUAUCGAUAAAAAAGGUAGAAGUAGAGGAAACGCAAAAGGUAGAAAUCGAGAAAAAUAGGAGCCUUAGAGAACCAAAAAAGGGGGAAAAAAGGUAGAAAAAGACGCAAAAGGGGCUUGGCAGGAGGUCGCAGCAAAAGGACGAAGGGCAACUUCUACAGAAAGAAGGGCUUGUCCAUCUUACUUGCAUAUGCACGCACACUGGGGGGGGGCGGGGGGAUCGCAAAGGGAGGGAGCGCACCGCAAAGCUCCUGCUGCGGGGGGGGGGCGGGGGGGUCGCAAAUGGCGGAAGCGCGCCGCGAAGCUCCUGCUGCCUGGCAGUUGCCCGCGCGCCUGCCUCUGGCGGGUGCGAGGUACUGCGGCAAGAGCGGGAGAACAUAGAGAAACGGAAGGUGCAGCAAGAUGCGCCAAGCCUGAGGGACCGGCCGCAGCUUGGUGGCAAUCCUGCCAGGACACUGCGCGGCCAAGCGCGCGCGGCUCCCCACCGGGCCCGGGCGCGCAUUGCACAAGCCACCGGGGCGCUGCGUUGGCAGUGAGUGGGGUGGAAGGAGCAGCCUACAAGAAGGGCCAAGGUCAGGCCCCCUAUUUUCCGGGCCCCUUCUGAUACCGCGGCCCCAGUUUUUCCCGGGGCCAUGUUGGCCCCAGUAUUUCCGGGGACCCCGCCAGAACUAUAAGGAACCCCGCGGAAAAAUAAGGACCCGGGAUUUUUGCGGCCCCGGUCCGAUUAAAGGGGGAAAAGCACAGGGGCCCUUAUAAUACAGGGGGCCCAGUUUUUCCGGUCCAUGCAUAUAUUACAUCCUAAGGUACUACAUUUACGUCUCCUUUUCCAACAUAAAAAUCUGCAUAACUACGGUAGGUUGUUCUCGAUGAAGGAGCAGGUUGUUCUCGAUGAAGUAGGUUAUUCUCGAUGAAGUAGGUUGUUCUCGAUGAAGGAGGUUGUUCUCGAUGAAGGAGGUUGUUCUCGAUGAAGUAGGUUGUUCUCGAUGAAAUAGGUUUUGGUAUUAAGAAACUAGUUUGAGUUUGUUGUUCUCCUUCUACCCCUCAACUACUCCUUAAAAAUUAGCUUUGGUUUUAUUCUUUCAAGGGAAGGGAAACUACACUCCUACCGCUGCACUUCUACCGCUAUCUUUCUAAGAUUCGAACGAUUUGAGCAGCAGCCAGCAGCGGGUCUGGUAGUUACUAAGCGUGCCCCUGACGGGCAAAGGGUGCGUGAGGUUGUUGCGCCGGCGAAUAUGGACAGUCUGGAGAUGAUACGGUUAUGGCCUGUUCCCUUAGCUCAUCUUGCCGAAACAAGAAUUAGUACUUUGACGUAACGCGAAGGACUAUCUUCUUAGACUACGUCGAAGUAGGAUCUGAGAGCCCUGCUUUGAGUUGUUUGCUCAUCAACCAUUCAUUCUCCGAGGGGAGGGGAUGCAUGUUAGGUUAAUAACUCCGUCGUGUUGUUAACUUUAAGCGGGGAAGUAAAUUCUUCUCUAAGGGGAUUCAAUAACCGGAUGAAGCAUAAGGGGCUAUUCUCUUAGACUAAGGGGAUGAAGAAUGAAAGGCUCAAAAAUUGAGUAGAUAUUACUCGUUUAGUAGUUCAUAAGAUUAAGAUGUUGAGGAGUUGUGGCAAGCGCUCCCCGCCUCUUGCAAUGAGAUCCAACCUUCUGCAAAACAAAAGGCUCUAAUGUUAAGGCUACAAGAUGAAAUCCAUCUUCGCCGGCAUCGAUCUUGGUCCCGUUUUUAAAGGGAAAAGGAUACCCAAGAUGCUGCCGAAGAUGGGUUUUGCUUGGUUCUAAUAAUAGGAACAACAGCAAAGAAUCAGGGACGUCAAGCCAGAUCAUUAGGUACAGCGCGUAGUAGUUUAGCGAAGCAAGACGAGGACACCCAUCUCAAGAAGAGGGAAACGGCUGACGCCAAUGAUGGAGAAACGGCUGACGCGGCCAAAAAAGAUGAGGCUGACGCGGCCAAAAAUGACGAAAGUUCCAGUGCCUCGAGCUCGAGCUGUUGUGUUAUGGUUUUCAAUCUACUCUACUAGUAGAUUGUGAUUUUUGAUUACUAGAAGUGUACUAUGAAUAGAAGUAAAAAAUACAUAGAUUUACAAGAUGAAGAACGUGCUACAGCAACAGCAUUAUAGUUGUUAUUUUUGAGACUACUUCUCUAGAAACCUUCUUCUAACCCCAGCGGGUCAACGGAGGAUGAGAACGCCAAGACUUCUGACGCAGAGAGCACAACUUCUAAGGCUUCUACUAGUAGGGAUCAUUCUAGUACUAGUGCCGCUAGUAGUUCUUUCAUUGCGUCGGGGACCGAGGGAACUGCUAUUGCUUCAACAGCAGCUUCUUCUCCUUCAGGCCUAAAGGAAGACUCCGCGUCCGCCACUUCUUCAGCAGCUUCUUCAACCCCACAACUACUCCGAGAGGACUCAUCAGUAGCCCCUACGUCAACAACCAGCAGAGCUGGAGGACCACUUACUAACAGUCCCGCAAGCAACGCCUUCAAAUCAAGUUUCCUUCACCUAGAAGAAGGACUUUCAACUCCUUCAUCUUCUGCAACUACACCCGGCGACGGGAGCGAUCAUAUUGUGCGCUCGGAUGAGAAAGGGGUAAUCCUAAAACUGAAGGAUGGUGGGUACCUCGUUACCACAGACGUCAAGAAAGUGGGAAGCGGAAUGUAUAUUUUUACAUCAUCUUUUUAUUUGGUCAAGUUCGAUGUGGAGGUUCAAGAACAAGUUCAACAUGAUUGAAGUGAAUAUGAACAUGAAGAUGAAGUGCUUAUAGAUACUUUUUCUUGCUCGAUAUGCUUGAUCUUAAUCUAUUCGCAGACUGUUCCAUCCUGCGCAAAGAUCCGCCUUCCCCAAAAACUACGUAUUCGGAUAUAAUAUAGAUACUUUUUGUUUUUUUUGAAAAUCUAACGAUAAUCUAACUUCUAUCAGGUACGUUCCUCCAGCAUCGGUCUCCACUAUGCAGGGCAGUCCGACUUUCACCGAGACAGGAGAGAUUAAGUGGCCUAGCGGUGUGCAGCCCAGUGGACUCGUCUCCGCAACAGAACAGCAACUUUUAAGGUUUCCCCUAUCUUCAGAAGCAUCUUGAAGCCUUCUGUCUCGUAAGGAGAAAGCAAGGAAGUAGCUUCAAGAUGUAUCUCAAGAUGGAUUACGUUGGGCUGCUCUAAAACUUUCCGAAGGGCGUACGCUCGUGGGCAAGACUUCCGAUGGGGAUGGAGCGCAGGGGAACGAAGGCACGCAAACAGAAGACGAGAAUCCAGGUUGCAGUCAAGUAUACAUUUAUGUCCACGGUUCAUUCUCAAGAACAAAAAUUUUUAGUCUUGAAAAAUAGUCUGGUUGAUGUACUUAGAGUUGCACUUGCAGUUGUUAGAGUUAGAAGACACUGUUCGACUUCUGAUUCUAAAAAAAAAACAUACUUAUUCCAAUUCUAAUUCCCCAUCGUGAUGAGCAUUGUGGUGAUUCUUGCGAUCAUCGCUUCCAUCGCUUUAUACCUCCACUACUCGGCCAAGGAGGCGUCGAAAGCGACACCGACAGGGACCAGUGCUUUGGAUCAGCCGGAUCUGGAACGUGGUGGAGGGGAUCGAAGUCCUGCGGAUCAUGGAGGAUCAAGUUCCGAAGAUCUGACGCUUUAGUGGGUACUUGGACUUGCUAUGCUAGUAGAAGAAGUAUCAACAAACUAGAGUCUAAGACGGUAAUGUCAAGGUUGGAAGGGAAAUGACACUUUGAUUAGGGGAUGAUGUAAAGUUCAUCUGAACUUUUAUUUUAGACUCGUAACUAGUGAAUGAACGUUCGAUCAUAUUUUUGAUUGAAAAAACUCACAACAAACUCGGGAUCAGAUACAGUAGAUACUUACUCAUAACUAGCACUUCCACAGAGACUUUCACUUAUCAUGAGUGUUACGAACGACUUUUUGAACUCUUCAUAAAUACAGCAGGCACGACAGGCAGACAUUCACCAUAACCAUGCAUACUCCACAGUUAGCAAUCCAAAGUAGACUCGCUAUCAUCUUCGCACAUUCCCCAUGAAACGCAUCCCGUAGUAUUCAGUUUUGCACAGCCUUAGUAAAAAUGACUCUACAUGGUAGAAAUAGAUGGACUUCUAACACGCAGUAGGUGGAGAACUGCUUACAGAAAGAAAAAUGAUUAUUACGUACUACUACUAAGCCUACCUAUUCAUGAUCGUCACAUUUUUUCAUCUUAGAAAUGCACCUUCAUCUUACAAAUGCAGAUAUUCUCAUUCUCCAUGUGCACCAAACAAUCGAUUUACCCCAAUAGAAACAUCCUCUCACACGUUUUCCCCUUAGUACUUCCCAUCAGAUCAUUAUGUCAUAGCCAUAAAAGAAACUAAGGAAUCAGGAAACGAAGAUGUGAAAACGAAGAAACACUAACAGCACACUCAAAGACGUCUCCUAGGUUUCAAAGCUAUCAACAACCAAGCCCAACGACCACGACUCGAGGCAAUGACCUACAACUAAUGACCCCUGCAGAUGCUGCUUCUCGUUUGCCAAUGUGACCCUCUCAUGUGACGACCCAUUCAAGAAAUGAUAGAAAUAGAUGUGAUUGACCCAGCACACCUCUGAUGAGCAUGAGACAUGGCACGCCCACUGCCACUCUAGAAACUCCUGUAGUGACCUCAUUCCGCCCACUUAAAGAGGAUAAAAAAACUUCCACACCA